CCGGAAACGGAAAUAUUAAAGUCGGAGGAAGGGGUUGCAUCUGUAGUUUGAACUCUGCUAAGAAAACACGGAGUCCGAGCAAGAGGUAAAGAUGUCUUCUGAGUCCAACUAUGCUUUGCUUCACACUGGGCAAAAGAUUCCUCUUGUAGGAUUGGGUACUUGGAAGAGUGAAGCUGGACAGGUGAAGGAGGCAGUAAAAUAUGCCCUUAAUAUAGGCUACAGACACAUUGAUUGUGCUACAGCUUACAGCAAUGAAGCUGAGAUUGGUGAUGUUUUCCUGGAGACUGUUGGGGCUGACAAGAAUGUUAAGAGGGAAGAACUGUUUGUGACAUCAAAGUUGUGGAAUACCAAGCAUCACCCAGAAGAUGUGGAGCCAGCCUUAAAGAAGUCCCUGGAAGACCUGAAGCUGGACUACUUGGACCUGUACCUCAUGCACUGGCCACAUGCCUUUGAACGGGGAAACAACCUGUUCCCCAAGAAUCCUGAUGGCACAAUGCGUUAUGAUUACAUUGACUAUAAAGAAACCUGGAAAGCCAUGGAGAAGCUGGUUGCGAAAGGCCUCGUGAAGGCCAUUGGAUUAUCCAAUUUCAAUAGCCAUCAGAUUGAUGAUAUCCUCAGUGUAGCUUCGAUCAAGCCAGCUGUGCUACAGGUAGAAUGUCAUCCUUACCUAGCCCAGAAUGAGCUGAUAGCUCAUUGCCAUCAGCGAGGCCUCGUGGUAACUGCAUACAGCCCUCUUGGCUCACCUGACCGGAUGUGGAAGCACCCAGAUGAGCCGGUGCUGCUGGAAGAACCUGGGAUUAAAAAGUUGGCUGAAAAAUAUAGUAAAUCUCCUGCUCAAAUCCUCCUCAGAUGGCAAGUGCAGCGUAAGGUGGCUGUCAUUCCUAAGAGUGUGACUCCUGAACGCAUACUGCAGAAUUUCCAGGUGUUUGACUUCAGUCUGACAGCAGAAGAAAUGAACUGUAUUGGGACCCUGAAUAAGAACUGGAGAUACAUAGUGCCAAUGGUCACGGUGGAUGGCAAACUGGUAGCAAGGGAUGCUGGACACCCCCUCUAUCCUUUCAAUGAGCCCUUUUAAUUCCUGCAAUUUGUAAGACGGAAGAUGAAACUCUGCACAAUGUUUCUAGUGCCCCUAUUUUUAUUAGAUUAAAAAAAUCCUGAUCAAAUCCUUUUUUCUGUAGUUUUUUAAAACUUUUAUUAAAUGGCACAGAUUUAUUAAAGAUGUAGGAAAAUAAUACAUACAUUUAAAAUUCUAUAAUGUUAAACAUUCUUUAAAUUUUAAAUAACUGUAUGUACCAUUUCUUUGUUUUAAAACUUGUGCCAAGAUUGCCAUGGAAAUAAUACCGGUGGAAGGAAAAUGUCAUGAAGUAGGUAAAGGUUCUAGAAGGUAAAAUAGCACAAGUUUGCAUCUCCUCUUUUUAAGCCAAAAUUAGCAAAAUGAUGCUUGGGGUAUGACAACAAUAUUAAUUAGCUUGAUCCUGAAUAUGUUCCAAUGAUAAAUGCCAACUUGUAUCAGAUUACUUGAAGCAGAAGAAUAUGCUUAGUAUUAUUUCUGCUUUUAGUACUGGAUGAAAAUACUGUACUGGUAAUCAUUCUACUUCCUGACACUCAACCAAUUCCACCAGCUUUAUAUGAACUUCAGGAUAAUCUAAAAUACCUUCUUUCCUGUCUCUAUUUAUCACAACAACCUUCCCCAUAACACCCUUAGCUACAUACCUGUAAACUUAAUUGCCUCACUGCUCUGAAGCGGAAGGGAUAUCAGUGUUGCUAAAAGAAAAAACAAUCCCCCUCCUUUUUCCGAACUCUAUUCCAGGAGUGCAGGACAAUACACACUACAAAAUUUUGAUGGAAGUAUCGCCUGGCAUCCUGAAUUACUCUUCUUGACUUAUAAAGUACAAACAUAGUUGUAUAUUUUAACAUGUAUUAUUAGCAAAAAAUUGCCGUUGUCUGGACUUUCUGGCAUGUUUCUAUAAAAGGAUACUUCUGCUUCAUUGUCAAAAGCCAUUAUAUGUUGGGUAGAGUCAGAAAUAAUACCCUAUGUUUACCAGUGUGUAUAGAUUAUGUAAUGUACUACUACUUGCAUAUUAUCUGGUGAAUGAGAUAGCCUUGACUCUCCCCACUGUCAGACUGUGGCUUGCCAAAAGUUGCAACUUAGCCCACCUCUUGCAAUAAGACAAAAGUCCAUUGAUUUCAAAAGGCUUUACUGAAGAUUGUCAACAAAUGGAGUACACAUUCCAAGAUACAUUGAUCUUAGCUGAACUGUAGAAUUGUUAUGAAUGCCAAGCAAAGGAAUAGGUACAGAGUAUGCAUUUUCCCUCAGGCCCCAUCCUCCCCCUUAGUUCUCAAAACAGACGGCCUGAGGGUGAGAAAAGGAAAGUUUCUCAAGGGCGACAGGAAGGCGAAGGUAUGCAGACGAUAACAGUCUCUCUCCCUCUUCCAGGCUCCCAGCAGCAAUCUCCCCACCUGCAAGAAGCACACUUGACACACUGACAAAGUUAAAAUGGAGUCUCUUUGGCUUAAACACAAUCAGAACCUGACGUACUGCCCUGUCUAAGAUGCCCCUCCCCCAGGCUUAUGAGGAUAUUGAGUGUGGAAAGCCUUCAGUAAUCUGGGGGCACGAAUAUGGAUGGCUUCCACCCAUUCGUUAUGGCCGGGUUCCAAUUCCUUCCAUCUGAUGAAAUGAGCUUGCUUUGAAAAUAAAUCCACUACUACUAGUAUUCAAGUAUGGCCCUUGGAGGGAGGAAGGUCUGUAAUAAAGUCCAUUGAAAUAACUUCCCAAGGUCUGUUUGGGGUUUCAAGAGGCUGUAGUAGUCCUGGAGGCUUCCCUUUUCUAGUUUUGGCACUUUCACAGAUUGGACAGGAAGCCACAUAUUGCGAAACGUCUUUCCUCAGACCUGGCCACCAAAAUUUUCUUUGUAUUAAAUGAAGCGUCUUUAAGUAACCAUAGAGGCCAGCAGUCGGAGCAUCAUGACAACGUUGUAGCACUUCUUUUCUCAUGCUAGCCGGGACAUAAAAGCGAUCAUUCCACAGCCAUCCCCCCCUGCUCGGAUUGAGACAGUUUUUGUUUGGGCACAUCCCCCCCUUCCUUUUCCACCUCGCUUUUCAGAACCUGACACCCACAGCCUACCCCAUAAAAAUUCCCAAGUAGGAUUUUCAGUCAUGUAUCUGUCUGAUCAAGUGAGCUGCGGUCCAUGAAAGCUCAUAUUGAAAUGUUUAAAUGAAAUAAAUGUUUUUAAGCUGCCACUA
Eublepharis macularius is the source of this 3243-nucleotide messenger RNA. It is a transcript of the gene AKR1A1, whose product is annotated as aldo-keto reductase family 1 member A1. Gene Ontology annotation, biological process: aldehyde catabolic process. Gene Ontology annotation, cellular component: cytosol. Gene Ontology annotation, molecular function: aldose reductase (NADPH) activity. The transcript has 9 exons. The record is from RefSeq and is a predicted model, not a curated record. Lineage: Eukaryota; Metazoa; Chordata; Lepidosauria; Squamata; Eublepharidae. Bases 92 to 1075 code for a protein of 327 amino acids.